Molecule: messenger RNA, 1644 nt
Organism: Chlorella variabilis
Lineage: Eukaryota; Viridiplantae; Chlorophyta; Trebouxiophyceae; Chlorellales; Chlorellaceae
Exons: 16
Coding region: 1-1644 (547 amino acids)
Biological process (GO): calcium ion transmembrane transport; intracellular calcium ion homeostasis
Cellular component (GO): membrane
Molecular function (GO): ATP hydrolysis activity; ATP binding; P-type calcium transporter activity
Source: RefSeq, a predicted model, not a curated record
AUGAGCGCACUGUGCGCGGCGGGCGCCGGCGCCGGCCCGCGCCUGCUGUUUGUCAAGGGCGCGCCAGAGGCGGUACUGGAGCGCUGCUCCGCCGCACUGACUAACGAACCGGGCGGCUCGGGGUCGGGAGGCAUGGUGGAAAGCAUGUCGCCCGGCCUGCGGGCCGCGCUGCACGCCAAGGUCACCGAGUACGGCGCCACAUCAGCGCUGCGCGUGCUGGCGCUGGCCUACCGGCCCUGGGCCACUGACCGCCUCGAUGUGCGGCCGGAGGACGAGGCGGGGCUGACGUUUGUGGGGCUGGUGGGCAUGCAGGUGGGCGACAACAAGUCGACGGCAGAGUCUGUGGCUCGCCAGAUAGGCCUGCUGCAGGGCCAGGGCCAGCUGGCGGUCGGCGGCGGCGACCUGGAGAGCAGCGGCGGCGGCGCGGGCAUGGCCUCGCUGUCGGGCCGGGAAUUUGAUGACCUGGCGCCACCUCACCAGGCCGAGGCUGCGGGCGGGCUGGCGGUGUUCGCCCGCGUGGAGCCUUCCCACAAGACGCGGCUGGUGGAGCUGCUCAAGGCGCAGGGCGCGGUGGUGGCGAUGACGGGAGACGGCGUGAACGACGCCCCCGCGCUGCGCCGGGCAGACAUCGGGAUUGCGAUGGGCUCCGGCACCGCGGUGGCCAAGCACGCUUCGGACAUGGUCCUGGCCGACGACAACUUUGCCACCAUUGUGGCGGCGGUGGCGGCGGGUCGCUCCAUCUACGCCAACACCAAGCAGUUCAUCCGCUACAUGGUGUCCUCAAACAUAGGCGAGGUGGUGGCCAUCUUCAGCGCCGCGCUGCUGGGCAUACCCGAGUGCCUGAACCCGGUGCAGCUGCUGUGGGUCAAUCUGGUGACGGACGGCCUCCCCGCCACCGCCAUCGGUUUCAACAAGCCAGACGGAGACAUCAUGCGCCGCCGGCCGCGCCGCACCUCGGAGGGCAUCGUCGACCGCUGGCUGUUCAUACGCUACCUCAUCAUCGGCUCCUACGUGGGCGCUGUCACCGCCGCCGGCUUCGUGUGGUGGUUCAUGGCGGCACCCGGCGGCCCCGGCAUCACCUGGCGCCAGCUGCGAGACUUCCAGCACUGCACAGCCAACGGGUCCGUGGACUGCGCCGUCUUCAAGGACAGGCACCCGUCCACUAUCAGCAUGACCGUGCUUGUGAUUGUGGAGAUGUUUAAUGCGCUGAACGCGCUGUCAGAGAACUGUAGCCUGCUGGCGCUGCCGCCCUGGAGCAACCUGUGGCUGCUGGCCGCCAUCAGCGUCUCGGUGGCCCUGCACCUCCUCAUCCUCUACGUGCCCCCUCUGGCAGCCAUGUUCAGCGUGGUGGCGCUGAGCUGGGUGGAGUGGCGCAUGGUGCUGCUGCUGUCGGCGCCGGUGGUACUGGUGGAUGAGGUGCUGAAGCUGAUAAGCCGCAGGUUCAUGCUGAGCCCUGAGGCCCGUGCCGUGGCGGCUAGCCAGAUGAUGGGCUGGCUUCCGGUGCGGCUGCGUGCCAAGGGGCGGUCGUUGAGCAGCGAGCUGACAAGCAUCGUGACCGGCGGCGGCGGCGGCGGCAAGGGCGGCGGCUCGCUGAGCCGCAAGGGCAGCGACGGCGACACGGCGCCGCUGGUCCGCCAGCGCUGA